Molecule: messenger RNA, 1452 nt
Organism: Symbiodinium sp. CCMP2456
Lineage: Eukaryota; Dinophyceae; Suessiales; Symbiodiniaceae
Source: the annotation of a GenBank genome assembly
AUGCUAUGGAUGGUCUACAACAGCUUGGCACUUGCAGCAAAUCUUCCCUUUACCAUGCUGGCCCAGCACUUGUGGCAGGCAACGUCUGCAUAUCUUCGUCAUGCAGAGAUGGGACACUCGGAUGCCGAGUGUUUGGAAUACGUCUUGGCUGCUGCUGGGACGGUGCAUGGAAAGUGGGCCAAAGCAUUGAUGGAUGAGGGAGAUCUCGCCAUGCAGGAAGCGAUGCACAAGACGCUUGAGGAGUGGCACUUGUUGGCGCAGCAGGCGAGGGAUGUGGACUUUCUAAGUUCCUGGGAGUCCGAGCGCUUGCGCCGGGAAGCGGGUGUCAUUGGCAAAGAAGCUUCCGAGACCCGCUCCAAGCUCGUUCACGCUGACGAUGUGGCCGACACGGAGGGGCUGGACCCCGACUGCUUCCGCUUGGAAGCAUGCGGCUGUCCGGCGGAUGCAUCUGCAACGCUCCAUCCGCCCAUCCCUGCACGCAACAGCCGUGCGGGACGCCAGUUUGGGUCGGAUCGCUUCUUGAUGGUGCGAAUGCGGAGGUUGCGGCCACCCGAGCAGUUUGACUUCCUUCGGCGGAGGUGGCGUCUGCUGUACUGGAAGGUGCCCGAUCAAGUCACCUACUUCGCAGAGAAGGGCCCCGGCUUGGAGGAGCAGAGCGUGGAGACGGUGUGGAACGAGCUUGUGCCCAUGGCGGUCAACCAGGACAUGACGCUGUGCAAGUUCAACCAACGCUUGCAGCUGUCCUUCUCUGAGACGCGCGCUGACACCGGCCUGUCCGUGCGCUUGGAAGAGGACUUGUGGGAUUCGGAGCGUCGGUUUUGCCUUUCCGAUGGCUGCGGCUGCAUCUCCCAGGGAGCGGCGGAAGCCGUGGCUGCCAAGCUGGGCUUCGACGAGGUCCCCAGCGCCUUCCAGGCGCGCUGCGGCCCCUGGAAGGGCCCCUGGGUGUUGGACCCACAGCUGGGCUCAGGUGUGGGCCUUGUCGUCCGUCCAUCGCAGAAGAAGUACCGUCUCAGUUGCGAGACAGGGGAGGAUCUUGACUUCUCCUUCGAAGUGAUCAACACAUCUUCCAGACACUGGCAUUGCUGCCUGACUGCCAACUCGAUCCAGGCUCUCGAGAGCCUCGGAGUCUCGGCAGAGACGUUCUUGAAGCUCCAGCAGGAAGUGCUCGAUGCCAUUGCGCCCCUACUGAAGGGGGACGAGGCUGCUGGCCAUGCUGCGCUUGAGCGUCUGCUGAACGCCCAGAUCAUCAAGGCUGGCCUCCAGAAACCCUUGCACUCGUUCAUGGACCUCCAGGUCCCCUGGCAGGAGCCCAACUUUGUAGACCUCCGCUUCCGGGUUUGUACCGACCUCCGGCGCCGUGCCGGGGAGGACCUGCCUGGCGUUCCAUCGUCUCUGAGUCUUGCAGUAGGGUAUGUUAGUUGGCUUCAACGUCCGCAGGAGGAGUCGGAGUAG